This is a messenger RNA of Striga hermonthica, 1035 nucleotides long. NCBI's taxonomy places the organism in Eukaryota, Viridiplantae, Streptophyta, Magnoliopsida, Lamiales, Orobanchaceae. The record is from the annotation of a GenBank genome assembly.
AUGGCAGAAGUAGACGAUGCCUUCAUCCAACCCUCCGAGCACAGGCCCGAACCCCACCGCACGAUCCAAGCCCAAAACAUACCAUUAAUCGACCUUUCGGGCCCCGCCAUCUGCCCAUCGGGCCUGAUAUCCCAGAUAGGCGACGCCUGCCGCGACUGGGGAUUUUUCCAGGCCAUCAACCACGGCGUGCCGGCCGAGAGCCGCCGCAAUGUCGAGUUGGCCGCCCGGAAAUUCUUCGCCCUGCCUAAAGAGGAGAAGAAUAAAGUCGCCCGGGAUAGGGCAAACCCGUUUGGGUAUUAUGACAGCGAGCACACUAAGAAUGUUAGGGAUUGGAAGGAAGUUUUCGAUUUUGCGGUCGAAAAUCCGGUUAUUGCUCCGACACUGCGCGAACCGGACCGUUUGGAGCUGAGGGAGCUGUUCAAUAAGUGGCCUCAGGGUACCCCUGAAUUGAGGGAAGCAUGCGAAUUGCACGCAAUCGAGAUGGAAAAACUAGCUUUCAAGCUACUUGGUCUGAUAGCCUUGAGCUUGGGCUUGCCCGAGGACCGUUUUAACAGAUUUUUCAAGGACCAAACGAGCCGCGUGAGGCUCAACCACUACCCGCCCUGCCCUUCUCCUCAUCUAACUCUUGGCGUAGGCCGGCACAAGGACACGGGUGUCCUAACCAUUCUUGCUCAGGAUAAUGUCCCAGGGCUUCAAGUGAAGAGGAAAACCGAUGGAGAGUGGAUUCUCGUAAAGCCUACUCCCGAUGCUUACAUCAUCAAUGUUGGUGAUAUAAUCCAGGUUUGGAGUAACGACAAGUAUGAGAGCGUUGAACACAGGGCAGUGGUGAAUUCGGACAAGGAGAGGCUUUCGAUUCCUUAUUUCUUGUAUCCCGCGCAUUACACGUGGGUGGAGCCCGUGAAGGAGCUUGUAGACGAGCAAAACCCGGCCAGGUUUAAAGGCUAUAAUUGGGGAAAGUUUCGGGCCACACGAAACUACGGUAAUCUGAGGAAGCUUGAUGUGGAGAAUAUUCAGAUAUCACAUUUCAGGAUAUGA